Cokeromyces recurvatus is the source of this 785-nucleotide messenger RNA. Its product is annotated as mitochondrial ribosomal protein S25. The coding region runs from base 81 to 743 and encodes 220 amino acids. Gene Ontology annotation, molecular function: structural constituent of ribosome. The record is from RefSeq and is a predicted model, not a curated record. Gene Ontology annotation, cellular component: mitochondrial small ribosomal subunit. Lineage: Eukaryota; Fungi; Mucoromycota; Mucoromycetes; Mucorales; Mucoraceae. The transcript has 2 exons.
CUUUCACUUGACUAGGGGUAGGAAAUCUUUAUUUUAUUUUAUUUUAUUUUUUUAAGGAAAAAGAAAAAUAGAUUAAAAUAAUGGCAUUUCGAGCACCACCCAUUCAACUUGCAAAACAUGUGUCCAAUUUGAUGAAGGGAAAGUUAAUAACCAAAACACCUGUAUGGCUUCCUGUCGUUCAGGCCUUCCCUCCUGGACCAAGCAUUGUGCGUUCACAAAACUCAGAAGUUAAUGUAUCAGGUCAAACAGAAAUGGAGCAAACUAUGUUUGCUAAACCUCAACCUACUCAAAGUCUUCGUCAUUCUCAAAAGCAUUUACGUACUCGACCUCCUCGACCUCGUGCUAUUGUUUAUCCUGAAGAUAAAUUAAGAAAACAAUUUUAUAAAGAUCAUCCAUUUGAAUUGGCUCGACCCAAAGUUUUAGUGGAGCCAGAAUUAGGUAUCAAUCGUACUGACUUUAGUAAACUCAUGUUAGACGGCAUGCAUCCUUCUCAGAUUGAUGGUGAAGCUGUCAUCAAAUAUCAACUUUAUUUAAUGGUCCAUGAAAAGAUGCCUGAAAGAAAAGCAUAUGCAAAGGCAACAUCAGAAUUUUAUGAAAUUAGAGCAAAACAAGAAGAAGAAGAAAGAGAAGCAAGAGCAAAGAUGAGUGACAUUUUACAAGUAAUUCAAAGUAAGAAAUGGACAAAGAAGGGUAUUUAUUUGGAGGGAGUAGCUUUAAGGAAGGGUUUUGAAGAUCAGUUUUAGAUAUGCUAUUGCUAUUGCUAUUAUUAUUAUUAUUAUUAUUAU